CGUCCCCGCCGCACGCGCAGCCGGAGCCGCCGCGCCCUCGGCCGCCGGGAGCUCGGAGCUGCGGAGCCCGGAGGCCGGGAGUGGGAGCCGGAGCCGCCUGCGCCGUGGAGGCAUCAUAUAAUCUGCCCUCAUCAUGGGAGAAAUAGAGCAGAGGCCAACUCCAGGAUCGAGACUGGGGGCCCCGGAGAAUUCGGGGAUCAGUACCUUGGAACAGGGACAGAAGCCUCCCCCCACGCCUUCAGGAAAACUCAUGUCCGUCAGAAUCCAGAUGCUGGAUGACACCCAGGAGGCCUUUGAAGUUCCGCAAAGAGCCCCCGGGAAAGUGCUGCUGGAUGCCGUGUGCACCCACCUGAACCUCGUGGAAGGAGACUAUUUCGGCCUCGAGUUUCCCGACCACAAGAAGAUCACGGUGUGGCUGGAUCUCUUAAAACCUAUUGUCAAGCAGAUUAGAAGGCCAAAGCAUGUCGUUGUCAAGUUUGUGGUGAAAUUCUUUCCACCUGACCACACACAACUCCAAGAAGAACUCACAAGGUACCUAUUUGCUCUGCAGGUGAAGCAGGACCUGGCUCAAGGCAGGCUGACGUGUAGUGACACCAGCGCUGCCCUCUUGAUCUCACACAUUGUGCAAUCUGAGAUUGGGGACUUUGAUGAAGCAUCGGACAGAGAGCAUUUGGCAAAAAAUAAGUACAUACCUCAGCAAGAUGCUCUAGAAGACAAAAUUGUGGAAUUUCACCAUAACCACAUUGGACAAACACCAGCAGAAUCGGAUUUCCAGCUCCUGGAGAUUGCCCGCAGGCUGGAGAUGUACGGCAUCCGAUUGCACCCAGCUAAGGACCGGGAAGGCACUAAGAUCAACCUGGCUGUGGCCAACACAGGGAUUCUAGUGUUUCAGGGUUUUACGAAGAUCAAUGCCUUCAACUGGGCAAAGGUGCGGAAGCUGAGCUUCAAGAGGAAGCGCUUUCUCAUCAAGCUCCGCCCAGAUGUGAACAGCUCAUACCAGGAUACCUUGGAAUUCCUAAUGGCCAGUCGGGAUUUUUGCAAAUCCUUCUGGAAAAUCUGUGUUGAACAUCAUGCCUUUUUUAGACUUUUUGAAGAGCCCAAACCAAAGCCAAAGCCUGUUCUCUUUAGCCGAGGGUCAUCGUUUCGGUUCAGUGGCCGGACUCAGAAGCAGGUUCUCGACUAUGUCAAAGAAGGAGGACAUAAGAAGGUGCAGUUUGAAAGAUGGAGACAUGGCAGCUCAAAGAUGUUGAGUAACUCGCCCAGGUCUCAGAGCUGGAAACACAGCAAGAUUCAUUCCAUCAGGAGCCUUGCUACGCAGCCUACGGAGCCGAACUCAGAAGUGCCAAAACAAGCUCAGCAGAGUGCCAGCCUUACCUUUGGAGAAGGUGCUGCGUCCCCGGGCGGCCAGAGCUGCCAGCCGGGAAGGGACCCGACCGCCUUGGCCGAGGAGCGCGGGCCACAGCGCAACCCCACUCCGCAGAGGAGCCCGGCGGGGAGCACGAAGGCAGACGGGGCCGGCAGGGCGGAGACGGAGGAAGAGGAGGAGGUCGUUAAGGACAGGACCCAGCAGAGUAGACCUCGGCCCCCGCAGCCAAGCACAGGCUCCCUGACCGGCAGCCCUCACCUUUCAGAGCUGUCCAUCAACUCGCAGGGAGGAGCUGCGCCCACCAACACCGUCCUGUCACCCAACCUGAGCCCCGACACCAAGCAGGCCUCCCCCUUGGUCAGCCCGCUGCUGAACGACCAGGCAGGCCCUCGGACUGACGACGAGGACGACGGCCGGAGAAAGAGAUUCCCAACUGACAAAGCAUACUUCAUCGCUAAGGAAGUCUCCACCACUGAGAGAACUUAUCUGAAGGAUCUUGAAGUCAUCACUUCGUGGUUUCAGAGCACAGUAAGCAAAGAGGACUCCAUGCCCGAAACCUUGAAGAGUCUCAUUUUCCCGAAUUUUGAACCUUUGCACAAAUUUCAUACAAAUUUUCUCAAGGAAAUUGAGCAACGACUCGCCCUGUGGGAAGGCCGCUCGAAUGCUCCCAUCAGAGGAGAUUACCAAAGAAUUGGAGAUGUGAUGCUGAAGAACAUUCAGGGCAUGAAGCAACUGGCGGCGCAUCUGUGGAAGCACAGCGAGGCUCUGGAGGCGCUGGAGACCGGCAUCCGGGGCUCCCGGCGGCUGGAGAGCUUGUGCCGAGACUUCGAGCUGCAGAAGGUGUGCUACCUGUCGCUCAACACCUUCCUCCUGCGCCCGCUGCACCGGCUCAUGCACUACAAGCAGGUCCUGGAGCGGCUGUGCAAGCACCAUCCGCCCAGCCACGCGGACUUCAGGGACUGCCGAGCUGCUUUGGCAGAGAUCACGGAAAUGGUGGCCCAGCUUCACGGUACGAUGAUCAAGAUGGAGAAUUUCCAGAAGCUGCAUGAACUCAAGAAAGAUUUGAUUGGCGUUGACAAUCUUGUGAUUCCAGGAAGGGAAUUCAUCCGCCUGGGCAGCCUCAGCAAGCUCUCCGGGAAGGGGCUCCAGCAGCGCAUGUUCUUCCUGUUCAACGACGUCUUGCUGUACACGAGCAGGGGGCUGACGGCCUCGAAUCAGUUUAAAGUUCACGGGCAGCUCCCGCUCUACGGCAUGACCAUGGAGGAAAGUGAGGACGAGUGGGGCGUGCCCCACUGCCUCACCCUGAGGGGCCAGCGCCAGUCCAUCGUCGUGGCUGCCAGUUCUCGGUCCGAGAUGGAAAAGUGGGUGGAGGACAUACAGAUGGCCAUUGACUUGGCGGAGAAAAGCAGCAGCCCCGCCCCCGAGUUCCUGGCCAGCAGCCCUCCUGACAGCAAGUCCCCGGAGGAGGCGGCGGGCGACCAGGAGUCGGAGGACGACCUCAGCGCCUCGCGCACCUCGCUGGAGCGCCAGGCCCCGCACCGCGGCAACACCAUGGUGCACGUGUGCUGGCACCGCAACACCAGCGUCUCCAUGGUGGACUUCAGCGUGGCCGUGGAGAAUCAGCUGUCUGGGAACCUGCUGAGGAAAUUCAAAAACAGCAAUGGCUGGCAGAAGCUGUGGGUGGUCUUCACAAACUUCUGCCUGUUCUUCUACAAGUCGCACCAGGACAGUCACCCCCUCGCCAGCCUGCCUCUGCUUGGGUACUCGCUCACCAUUCCCUCGGAGUCGGAGGACAUCCACAAGGACUUCGUGUUCAAGCUGCAUUUCAAGUCCCACGUGUACUACUUCAGGGCUGAAAGUGAAUACACGUUUGAAAGAUGGAUGGAGGUGAUCCGAAGUGCCACCAGCUCGGCCUCCCGUGCCCACGUUCUGAGUCACAAAGAACCUCACGUGUAUUGAUGGCAGGACGGGACACGUGUUGAUUGUUUCAGCAGUGGCGACUUUCCCAGAAGACAUUUUCUUUCUUCUGUAUUAAUGAAGCCUAGUGAAAUUAACACCUGUCUGUCUGGAAAACAAAAUAAUACAUGGUUUCACAGCGACUCUCAUCUUGUCUCCACAGAAGCAUUUUAAACCUUGUCUUUGCAGCUGUUAAUUUCUCAUCGGAACGGGACCGCACCCCUGCCUUCAACGCGGGUGGCGUCUCGGCCGUCGUGCCGUCGGUGGGCUGUCUUCAGCUUGUGCCAGUAUUAAAACAUUGUCACGGAUAGAGUGCCGAAUGACGUUUUUUCCCUCCGCAACUGCACCUUAACGUCAGUACAAACGCAUCCUUGCAACCAAAAGACAGGGCAAGGGCUCUUUUUUUAAAAAG
Molecule: messenger RNA, 3734 nt
Organism: Kogia breviceps (pygmy sperm whale)
Lineage: Eukaryota; Metazoa; Chordata; Mammalia; Artiodactyla; Physeteridae
Gene: FARP1
Product: FERM, ARH/RhoGEF and pleckstrin domain protein 1
Cellular component (GO): cytoskeleton
Molecular function (GO): cytoskeletal protein binding; guanyl-nucleotide exchange factor activity
Source: RefSeq, a predicted model, not a curated record